Zingiber officinale is the source of this 2873-nucleotide messenger RNA. Its product is annotated as potassium channel AKT1-like. The coding region runs from base 168 to 2873 and encodes 901 amino acids. NCBI's taxonomy places the organism in Eukaryota, Viridiplantae, Streptophyta, Magnoliopsida, Zingiberales, Zingiberaceae. Gene Ontology annotation, cellular component: membrane. The transcript is spliced from 10 exons. Gene Ontology annotation, biological process: potassium ion transport; transmembrane transport. Gene Ontology annotation, molecular function: protein binding; voltage-gated potassium channel activity. The record is from RefSeq and is a predicted model, not a curated record.
UCGUUCCUCCGAUAAUCGUGCGAGAAGAAAACCGAAGGCUCCUCCCUCUUCCUUCCUUUCCUUCUUUCCUGCUGGUGAAACGGACAAAUUAAUAUCAGAAAGACGAGAGAAUCAACGGCGAGAAGGCGUCAGGACGACACCAAGAGAAAGCUGCGAAGGCAAGAAAAAUGGUGCAGAAAAGGAAGAAGAUCGGAAUGUUCAUCAUGUGCGGCGAACAGCCGCCGGAUAUGGAGAUCUCAAGGGACGGCAGCCAAUACAGCCUCUCCAACGGCAUCCUCCCCUCCCUCGGCGCCCACAGCAACCGCCGGGUCAAGCUCCGCAGCUUCAUCAUCUCUCCUUACGAUCGAAGGCACAAAACUUGGGAGACGUUCUUGAUCGUUCUAGUGCUCUACACGGCGUGGGUGUCGCCGUUUGAAUUUGGAUUCCUGGACUACUCCAAGGGGUUUCUCGCGCUGGUGGACAACGUCGUCAAUGGCUUCUUCGCCGUCGACAUCGUUUUGACUUUCUUCGUCGCCUACCUCGACCGAACCACAUAUCUCCUCGUCGACGACCCAAAGCUGAUCGCCAAGAAGUACUUGACCAGCUGGUUCGUGCUCGACCUCCUUUCCACCAUUCCUUCAGAAAUCAUGCUCCUGCUGCUCCCUCACAAACUCCGCUCUUUCGGAUUCUUCAACAUGCUCCGCCUCUGGCGUCUCCGACGAGUCAGCGCCAUGUUUGCCGGAUUGGAAAAGGACAGAAGCUUCAGUUACUUUUGGAUUCGUUGCACGAAGCUCAUCUGUGUGACACUCUUCAUCGCGCACCUUGCCGGUUGCAUCUUUUAUCUUCUCGCUGCGAGAUACCCUGACGCCACCCGCACAUGGAUUGGUUCUUCGAUGGCAGAUUUCCAUGAGGAGAGCUUGUGGAUUCGUUAUGUGUCGUCCAUGUACUGGUCCAUCACCACCCUGGCCACCGUCGGCUAUGGCGACUUGCACCCCGUGAGCUCUUCGGAGAUGAUCUUCGACAUUUUCUACAUGCUGUUCAACAUUGGAUUGUCGGCAUAUUUGAUUGGAAACAUGACCAAUUUGGUUGUUCAUGGCACUAGCAGGACCAGAACAUAUAGGGAUACGAUUCAAGCAGCGACUAGUUUUGCACAAAGAAACCAGAUUCCAGAGAGGCUACAGGAGCAGAUGACCUCUCAUCUCAGCUUAAAGUUCAGGACUGACUCAGAAGGGCUGCAGCAGCAAGAGAUCAUGGAUGCUCUUCCCAAAGCCAUCCAAUCCAGCAUCUCUCACUUCUUGUUUUACUCUCUCGUUCAGCGUGUCUACUUGUUCCGAGGAAUCUCUCAAGACAUGCUAUUUCAAAUGGUGUCUGAGAUGAAAGGCGAGUACUUUCCUCCAAGGGAAGAUGUGAUCUUGCAGAAUGAAGCGCCCACCGACUUCUACAUCCUGGUGACUGGCACCGCGGAGCUCAUUGAUCACCGGAGUGGAGCAGAAGAGAUUGUUCGGGUGGUGAAGAAAGGAGAUCUUGUGGGCGAGCUGGGAGUUGUUUGUUAUCGACCUCAACUGUUCACAGUUCGGACUCGAUCACUGUGCCAGCUGCUUCGCUUGAACCGCACUGCCUUCCUCAACAUCGUUCAGUCCAGUGUCAGCGACGGAACCAUACUCAUCAACAACCUGCUUCAGUAUUUUAAGGAGCGACGGGACGACCCGGUGAUGGAAGCACUGCUGAGGGAAACAGAGAACAUGUUGACUCGAGGCAGAGUUGACCUUCCGUUGACUCUGGGUUUCGCCAUCGUUCGAGGUGACGACGUGUUGCUGCAGCAGCUUCUGCGACGAGGGCUGGACCCGAAUGAGUCGGACGACGAAGGGCGCACUGCAUUGCAUUUGGCGGCGUCGAAGGGGAAUGAGCAUUGUGUUCGCCAGUUACUGGAUUAUGGUGCGGAUCCGAACAGUAGAGAUUCUGGAGGAAGUGUGCCGUUGUGGGAAGCUAUUGUAGGGAAGCACGAGGGGGUGGCAAAGCUUCUCGUGGACAACGGCGCGCAGCUAUCCGUCGGCGACAUAGCCCACUUCGCCUGCACGGCUGCGGAGCAUGACAGCGUCCAGAUGCUGGAGGAGAUCGUCCAUUACGGGGGCGACGUCACGGCGGCCAAGGGAGACGGAACCACGGCGCUCCACCAAGCCGUCUGCGACGGGAACCUCGCCGUGGCGGAGUUCCUCGUUCGGCACGGAGCUGACGCGAACAAGCCCGACUCGCACGGGUGGAGCCCGCGGAGCCUGGCGGAGCAACAGGGCCACGAGGAGAUCAAAGCCCUGUUUGACAGCGUAAAGCAAGCCGCCAGCGGGGCCGACCCCUCGGCGCGAACUGCGGCUGCCCCGGUGCGGCGGUUCAGCAGCGAGCCGGCGAUUCCGAAUCCGAACGCGGCGGCGGGGGUCGAGGAGGUCUGGCCGUUAAUGUCUCCGGGAGAGGGGAUGAGCGUGCAUGAGCGGCGGGCGACCAACUAUUCAAACUCUCUGUUCGGGGUCGUAUCGGCGGCUAACAGCGGCGGCGGUGGCGGAAGACGGGGGCACAGCGGUCUGCUGUCGGCGGUCGGUGUCGGUCGUCCUCCGAAGCUGGUAUUCGGCGGGGGCAGGAGCCAGACGCUUCAGGAGAGCGUAAGCUAUGCGCGCGUGACGCUGAGCUGCCCGGAGAGAGGCAACGCAGCGGGCAAGCUGGUGCUUCUGCCCGAGUCGAUGCAGGAGCUGCUGGACAUCGCGGCGAAGAAGUUCGAGCUGCCUGGGGCGGUGAGAGUGAUGACCACGGACGGGGCGGAGGUGGAUGACGUGAAGCUGAUAAGAGACGGGGACCAUCUCGUCCUAGCCACCGGCGCAUCGGAUGUCGUCGAUCGAUGUGAUUGA